Molecule: messenger RNA, 4859 nt
Organism: Esox lucius (northern pike)
Lineage: Eukaryota; Metazoa; Chordata; Actinopteri; Esociformes; Esocidae
Gene: nrsn1
Product: neurensin 1
Exons: 3
Coding region: 201-773 (190 amino acids)
Biological process (GO): nervous system development
Cellular component (GO): neuronal cell body; transport vesicle; neuron projection
Source: RefSeq, a predicted model, not a curated record
UGCGCAGAGGUCGGACUAAAUCUGAAUCAUCGGAAGGCAGCGGGAUAGGAGAUGCUAGAGUGCUGGGACCGGAGUGAAGGAACAGCCGUGAGUGAUCACUCCAACCCGGUUAUGACAGAGUCACCCGGAGUGUGUGAGGUGAGCGUGGUGUUCUCUGCCCAGACAGAACCAGAACAUCGGUGAGGUGAGGAACCAUCAGGAUGUCUUCAGCCUGCGCUGAGAUCUGUGGCUCUGACCACGCCGACCAGACACAGCACGACCAGCGGUAUGGCGUCAGAUCUUACCUCCACCAGUUCUACGAGGAGUGUACCGCCUCGAUCUGGGAACGCGACGAAGACUUUCAGAUUCAGAGAUCGCCCAAUCGGUGGAGCUCUGUCCUCUGGAAGGUCUGUCUGACGUUGGGCACCCUGAUCCUGGUGACGGGCCUCGUUGUUCUCCUGGUGGGCUACGCCACCCCGGCUAAGAUAGAAGCGUUUGGCGAGGAUGAGCUCCUGUUCGUGGACAGCCACGCCGUGCGGUUCAACCGAGCGCUGGACGCGUGCAAGCUGACCGGCGCCGUGCUGUUCUGUGUGGGCGGCGGCCUGGUGGCGGCGGGCCUCCUGCUCUCGGCGUUCACCAAGAGCUCCUCAAAAGAGGAGCUGUACCUGCAGAAGAAGUUUAAGGAGAGGCUGGCUGGCAUCCAUCCCAUCACCAGGGCACCCACCCCAGGGGAGAAGAAGGUCCCGGUCACCCUGUCUAAGGUUCAGAGUGUCCAGCCCUCCUCGGAGACAUAGCGGUCAAGGUGGUGUGAGUGGCGUGUCAGUGGAGCUCGCUGGAUGGUGUCAGUAGGUCAGUGUGGGACACGCAGCGUUCCAGAGAUCCUCCGUCACCCUGCUCCUUUCACGCUGUGUCAGUGUCACCUUCAGGCUGUGUUACAACUCACGUGAUCCUAGUACUAGAUCGUUAGUUACAGAAUAAUACCGUACAGAGCCGAGGUUCCUGUUGCACAGCAGGGUACCGCCCAUUGGGGAAUUUAGGGGACUGGUGACCCCAGAUUUGGGGAGGACAAGCUUACAGCAAUAGGUGGAAUUAAUGAAAGAGGGUAAAACACACAGAUGGCUUGAUUGCAUUUCCUUCCCUCCACUCCAGACAUCAUUAUGAUCCAUUCUUCUAGGACGGCCUCCUGGGUUAGGAAGGCCAAUGGCCCUGGCCUGCUGGAAAACUUUCUGAAUACCAGGCCAUCCAGAGUAUAUUUUUUAAAGGUAUGCUGAUCAAAGGGUAUUGAUAAAAUUGCUACAAAAUUGGAGAACAAGAAAUCUAGAGUACACAUACUCUAACUUCAGGCUAUGCAGCUGCAUAGCUCCUUUCAUAUUAUAUUGUUAGCGAUAGGAGGUCUCUGUCCGGCUAGGUUAAGAGCUACAGAAUUACCAAGCUACCGACAUCUUCACACUAAAAUCAAUUAAAUUGUUUUCGUUACCAGUGGUUACUUUGGAAUGAGCAGUUUGCUACACCGCAACAUAUUCUUUCAAAAUUGGAAAAACAGAUCUCUUUUGGGUCUUACGCUAAUUAAAUGUUUGAUAUUAUAUCUUAAAACGUGUACGCAGUGUUUCAAAUGUAAAUUCAAUUACUAUUUCAACUACACAGUUCUCCACAUACAUCAACGCUCUGACUGCCUCUUGCAGGUAUUUGCUCUGUAACGUUCAUAGAGUUCAGGCGUGUACCUCACACAGUAAUCAGUGCCGGUCCAUAUCCAGGCCCUGACCAUCUCACGUUUUGACUGCUUCAACUCACUGUUGACAGGGCUCCCCGCUUGUUCCAUCCAACCCCUGCAACGUAACCGGGACCGUUUAGUCCACCUGGUGUUCAGAAGCUCCUCCCUGGUCACCCUGCUCCGCCCCAACACUUGAUUAGCUUCUUGGUGGAAAUUUGCUUCCACGGAAAGAACAUGAUGCUGGUCUAAAGAGAGGAACAGCCCCUUCCCAAACAUUGACCAAGCUUUAACCCCCGCAUCCCUGCCCAAGAACGUCAUUCUUGUUCACCUCUGGUCUCCUGGCCGUCCCAUCCUUAGGGGAGGGAGGAUCCCGCUCAGCUUGUCUCGAUCCUGGCACCCCAACGAUGAAACAGGGUUCCACUUGAUUCCUGGGUCCAUGCACACUUUCUGAAUACAUGUUAUGAAAACAAGAUGAUGGCGCGUUAAUGUGCCAACCCAUGCCUCCCGGGCACCAGCAGAGCACUUUGCACUCACCCAACACUCCCACUUUUAGUGCGUAUCACUCUGUAGAAGAGCAUCUGCUAAAUGAAUUCAACAAGAGCCUGUUAACCACUAUUCUGGUUGUGCUGUUCAAGCAGACUCACGAGUGGCAUCGUCAGUGAACAAAUUGUGAAAAUGUUAUUCCCUUAUUCCAAUGACGCUGUUUUGAUCCGAAGAAAUUGCUGCUUGUGAUUGUUCUGUAAUGGCUGUGGUGUUCAUACAGGCAACUGCUGUGUCAGAUGCCGCGUAGCUCAGUGAUUGAUGUUCAUUAUCUCAUCGGGUUCAAAGGGAAACCGCGCGCCAUAACGACAGGAAACUCCCGGAGAAACACAGGCUUUUCACACAGACGCAGGUUUCGUGUCAUCAGUAUUGCAGUGGAAAUGGAUUGGAACUGCAGUUGAUUCGUGGUUUUAUUACGACACAACAUUUCGUCGUACUAAAUCAUGAAACUGAAUCCUGCUCUAUUGCCAUCUAAGUGGGGGAACUGAAUGAAUCAUACCUGUUUGUAGAUGACAGAUGUUUUGUUCACAUUAUGCUGUAUACCGCCACAGCUUUGAACCCUUAGUCAUGUAAAUCACAGCGUACAGUACAGACAGACAGAUGGACUGCAUGUACGGCUUUCCUCAGGCAGGAUUACAAAGCUACAGUAGGUUACAGUGUACCACACUUCUCGGGAUUUCAGAUUCCCCAGACUAACGUCUAACUCCUCUACUCAGCUGUGUUCAGAACACAAUUUCUGCUGAUUCCAAUGAGAGGAAUGAAUGAAACCUACUGUUGGGUGUUACAGGGCUGAGCCGUUGGGUCUGACGGGGAUGAGCCGUUGGGUCUGACGGGGAUUUGCUGUUGGGUCUGACGGGGAUGAGCUGUUGGGUCUGAAGGGGAUGAGCUGUUGGGUCUGAAGGGGAUGAGCUGUUGGGUCUGACGGGGAUGAGCUAUUGGGUCUGACGGGGCUCAGCUGUUGGGUCAUACAGGGGUCGUACAGGGCUGACUUGUUGGGUGGUACAGGGGUCGUACAGGGCUGACUUGUUGGGUCGUACAGAGGUCGUACAGGGCUGCUGGUCUAUGGUAACGAGUUGGCCCAAUGGCAGAUACACUGUUAUUGUUUUGUUAAACAAAUUUGUGACUUAACAAGACAUAACAGAUUUAACAAUAUGUAUUGUGGUUUUGUUUAGGAAUUUGACACACUUUUCUUUAUCUACCCACUUCAAGUGUUAAUGUUUUUUUUUUUUAAAUAACUGUUAAAUACAACUGUGUGUGAUCUCGUGAGCUGACCUUUUUCUCUUUGAACUUUGAACUGAAACCUAGAUCGUUGACAUUGAACCCCUCACCUUCUCCAUUUUCCCUCCAAAUUUUUAGGCAAUGGUUGCAGAGAAGACUUGUUCAGUAUCUUUAGUCUGCCGGAGGAAAGUAUCCGAUGUUUCUAGAAGCUUCUGCACAUAUGCGAAUCCCGUUCUGCUCAUGUGUUUAUUCUCCACACGAUCUCUGCUCUACUGGUAGAUGAAAGGCUACACUGUUAAGUUCAGUAGUAAGAUCAAAGCUGUUUUCAUGUCUUGUAGAUCCCAUAAUGAUACAGGAUCACGUCACGAAUACAGUAUUACAGGACUGAACAUAAUACCAUUACUAUAAAACCCUGUGAUGAAUCAUGAAUGAUAAUUCUUCAAGUUACAAGAUCCAUACAGGACCAUUCAGAACUUUGACCGUUUUUACUCAAUCACUUUAACUUCAUGGGGAUACAUUGGUCUGAGUGAUAGCCCUACUGUGAACACAUUUUAGAACAGAUUGUUAAAUUGCCUUUCUGUGUAUUUUGACUGGUGGCACCAUUUUGGACACAUGCUCAGAAGCUUUUAGAAGCUUCAGAUCUUUGGUUUGACAAACGUAAGAUACCGCCCCCGAGAAAAAAACUCUCUGCAGCUGCUUCCAUUUGUCAUAUUCCUGUGAGUGGUGAUGUCAUUCAAAGAUCAUGUAGUAUACACAACCCACACCAGUUGGGAAAAAAAACAACCUAUCACCUGUAGCUGAAACCUCGUCUGUGACUAAGGAUGCGUGGCAGUAGAAGCUGGCGGGCCGAGAUAAUGAGGAUGGGCUCAUUGUAUUGACUGGAAUGGAUUAAACGGAACAGGGUCGAAUACAUGACAACCAUGUGCCUGAUACACCUCCACGUGAAAUCCGUUCCAACUUUUCCAGUGGGCGUGGCGUCUUAUACCAUAUCUACGCCCGCCAGCCUCUUCUGACCUUUAAUCAAGGGAAUAUUAAACAUAAAGACAACCACCGUGAGACAACCGUGUGUGUAAUGCUGCAAGCGUAAACAUAAGAAGAACAUCAAUAGCUAACGGAAAUAUAGUGGACACUGAUUGUACAGUUAUUUCUGAGUGGUCAGUUUGGUUUGAUGUGUUUAUUGUACAAUGUUGUGAAUAAGUUUCUAUAAGGUUUUAAUGCAUUCAUUUGAGCACUAUGUUCUAGUAUGAACCCUGUUGAAAAUAAAAAUAGCAUUAGAGGUGUGUAAAAUCUAAGGUCCUCAUAAGGAGUCUACCAGUCUGAGAAAUUGAAUAGCUAAGAUUAUUCUGUCCUAUAUUACUAUGUCUAUUUUUGAAUGAACAUAAUAAAUAAAACUGAAACAAUCAGCUACGUA